AUGGCCACCACCGAUAUCGUCAAUCGGUUCCCUAAUGAUAUCCUUGGCGAGAUUCUCUGUCAGCUACCUUCGGAGGAGCUUCGCCGAGUGUGUCUGGUGCUUAUACGAUGUUCCCGGCUCCACCCCGUCCUUGACACUGUGGCGGCUUUGAGUCCGCAACACUAUCUAUAUUUGAACGUUGACGUGCUCCAACGUCAGGAGCCAGCACACUGGUGGUCUCGAUGGUUGCUGGGAGGGCAAAAGGCUCUAAAUAUCUCCCCAGAUUGCAAUUUAUUUGCUCGGUUUCGCCGGGUACUGCUCACAGGCAACAACCACGAUUAUCCCGACAUUGACUUGGCAGACUUCGCAGGAAAGACCUUCAAUUUGCUGCUCCGGCUAGAGUAUGUCACCAUGCUUAAUCCUCGAUUGCAAUUGGAUCUGCUAGAGCUUAUCCAAUGUCGGGGGGACCCCAGUCGUCUUCGACUUCACCAAGGGUACCAAGCGCCCUCCCACGUCGGUGGCGUCGAGUUUUCCGGUCGUUAUUUCCAUUUCGAAGGUGAUCUAUUCUACUACGGCUCGGUCGAAGCCGAUGUGGUCGAAAUCUACGCCAGUGAUGUCCAACACACCAUUAUAUCCAAGUGUAAUGACUUAAUUUUGCGCUGUUACGUGGUGGGAUCGGAUUUCUUUGAAGUGGUGGUGCCACCGGGAUUACUCCCCCAACUGCUAACGACUUUAGAAUUGGCGAUACCUGACUUUCGGUUUCUGGAUGAACCACCCGACCACGUGCAAUCGUUAACCAUUGUAGGGGAAACGUGGGGAGAGGGCAUGCCAUGGCCGAAAAAUCUCCAUCGACUCCGGUUGGUGGGGAUCCAGUUUGACCGCCACUUUGCUCUAUUUAACCCGCUGUUCCCUCCUCAUGUGGCAGUGAUCGAGAUGGUGGAUUGUGUGGUGAGACAAUGCCAGGUGCCGGCACCAGCAUUGAAGACACUUACGGUGCGGAAUUGUGAUUUGUGCGAGUCGUUUGCUGCCAGCUCAGCUCACGUCGACGUCGAAUACCUAGACUGA
Diutina rugosa is the source of this 1044-nucleotide messenger RNA. RefSeq lists its product as uncharacterized. The record is from RefSeq and is a predicted model, not a curated record. The transcript has a single exon. NCBI's taxonomy places the organism in Eukaryota, Fungi, Ascomycota, Pichiomycetes, Serinales, Debaryomycetaceae. Bases 1 to 1044 code for a protein of 347 amino acids.